UGACGAGAUCUCUAUACUUGGCAAGUCACAUCAAUGUGAUUGUUACCGAGACUCAAGAUGAUGGUGACCUCCUUCGUAAAUCACAGUACACGGAUGAAACCCCCAGCCACCUCCACCAGGGGCAACGGUCGAUCCGCCCUGACGGCAAGUGCCGAGUUCAGCUCUCCACCUUUUUUAUUUAGUGAUCCCCGUCCCCUUACUUCCCCAGACAUUCCCAUCUCCGCUUCCCUCUCCGAUUGCUUCCUCUCCAGCUAGCCUUUCGGGGCCCAUCUUCCUUCCCACGUCCACCCAUCAUGUUCGCGCAGUCCCUCAAGCGCCCUCGCGACGAGGAUCUGGAGUUUCUCAACGCCAAUGAGUCUAAGAGACUCUGCCCGCCAUGGCUCUCCGGGCCCGAGUUGCGCCCCGAAUCCGCAACCGACAGCGACCAGUCGCGGCGCUUUCAAGCACCCACUUUGACCCCCAUCGACUCCUCGGAUGAUGAAGGGAACUUUGAGAUACAAGGUGCACUCGGCCUAGGCGCUGGUCGUUUGGGCAAGCCCAAGCUGGCGCAUGGACAACGGCCUCCCAUGCUGCACCUCGGCGCCGACGUGACCACAGCAGAGCAUCUGCGAUCCGUUCUGGCCAGCGGUGACAAUCUAUCUCCAUGGCUGACAGGCUCACAACUGGGCAGUGUCCAGUCCUCGCCAAUCCCACAUCAACUAGUGAACCAGUCCCUAACCAUCAACGGCGUACCGACUACCACGCCCACCCAUGGCUACUUCCCAGCCGUGGCAUCGCCCAUCGCACCCUCAGCCCAGCAGGAUCUACCCAUGACGGGGGAUACGACAUUCAAUGCCGUGGCCCUUCCGCCUGCCAUCCGCCUACCCAGUCCGAUCAGCGACAACGGCGACGCAGUCAUGGCUACACAAACCGGUGACGCAGACGCGGACGCCGAAAUGAGCGACUACUCGGUGCCCAGCUUCACCCAGACAGCGUCGCCCACACCCUCAGCCGACUAUUCAGCCGUGUAUCAACAGACACCGCCCGUCAUGGCUAAUAGUCAUCAUACCUCUGCAUGUACCGCAGCCCCGCGCCGACGAUCUCCCCUCGUCAUGGGCUAUCGUGCAGACUGCAAUAAGUGUCAAUGCAAGGUACCCGGGCACUAUAGUCAUAUUCGACGCGCUUAAUACGUGACUCGGAAUUUCGAGUCAGCAAGAUAUGUUGAGGGCUGCUCCUCGAUCUCCUGCUUCAUAUUCCGCUCCUGCAAUCGUGUACAACAUCUUUUUUUUCGCUUGCAUACUCAUGCCUCUCGGCCUUGAGUGAGGCAUAUGAUUCUGCGAGUGUGGCGUUUUUUUUUUCCUCUUCCUCGGGUGAUGGAGGUUGGUGGCUUGCAAUGCAUGGAGUUUGGGUUGCUUUUUCUCUUCUGGUCGGUUUGUUACUGGGGCUGGUUAGGGUUAGGUAGGAGAUGAGCAAUGGCAGGUCCACACCCAGGGACCCCCUUCAUAUCAAGUUCAAUCAUGUAUAGUCGGUAUUACACGAUUCGAGAAUGGAUGAUAUGGUCACAAUUAAUUAUGAUUCAAGUCUAGUCGAGGAAAUAAUUAU
Molecule: messenger RNA, 1581 nt
Organism: Penicillium brasilianum
Lineage: Eukaryota; Fungi; Ascomycota; Eurotiomycetes; Eurotiales; Aspergillaceae
Source: the annotation of a GenBank genome assembly